GCGGGAUCCGCUCACUCCUCGCCUCACCGCCGCCAUGGGCCGGACAGCCGCGCUCCCCCUGACCGCUCUCUGCUUGGCCUGCCUCUGCGGGCUGGCCGCCGGGGCCGGUAGCGGCGCCGCGACCGUUGGCAUCUGUGAAAAGCUUUCUAACUGCAGUUCGUGUAUUGGUAAUGACACAAAUGUAGCAGGCUGCAAGUGGAUCAGAUGUGAAAAACACAAGUGUGUAAAUGAAACAGAAGUAGAUUUGAAGUCUAGCAACUGUAGAGUUGAAGAACAGUGUUCUUCUCCUACAGUUGUUCCUCUUUCCGGUGCUACGACACAGUCUUCCAAUACUACCACAGCAUCUUCCAAUACUACCACACCGUCUUCCAAUACUACCACAGCAUCUUCCAAUACUACCAUACCAUCUUCCAAUACUACCACGGCCAGUUCUGCUACCACAGCUCAUACUACUAUAGCUAACAUCACCAAUGUAACUACACAUGCUCCUCUACCUACAACUGCCAUUACUUCAGCUACCACAACAACCAGUAUUCCAGGUACAAAUGCUACUGUGACUCCUGCACCUUCUCCACGCAAAUCUACAUUUGAUGCUGCGAGUUUCAUAGGUGGAAUUGUCCUUGUUCUUGGUCUGCAGGCAGUUAUUUUCUUUCUGUACAAGUUCUGCAGGUCGAAAGACCGAAACUAUCACACACUUUAGGACCUGCCACUUCAUAAUGGACUAGCAGCCCAACACCUGUAGUUCACUGAACCAAAAUAUUUUCUGUUGCUCAUGGAAGACAGCAGUUCAUAAUAUCCUUUAAAUCUCUAGAAGAAGACUUUCAAAGAAUAUUUUUGCAACAUUAUACUUGGCAAGAGAUGAUAUGAAUCUUUUCAACAGGAUUACUUGCAAUAUGCUGCAUGGGUUCUAAUGGCUGUCUUAUUUUCCUUUAGUGGCUGCUGCUGUGGGACUUUUUUUGAUAUGCCAAAUGUAGAGGUUCAGAGAUUCUUAGUCAGUGGCAACACUGUCUUGAAUAGACAAUCUCAUGAUGACUUAUUGUGAAGGCUAAUUUAAUCAACAUUUGAUACAGUAUCCCUUCAGUUUUAUCAAGAUGUGAAUUAUUGGUGACUGACUUCAGGGAGUGAAAUACCAUUUAUACUAGCUUAUGGCUCUUACAGUGUGCUGCUAGAAAGAUGAACAAAAUUGUAGAAGUAGAUAAUGUCUUAACAGAAUAACAUAACCCAUAAAUUUUUUUACACAAGAAUAAAGGUUGCCUGAUAAAAUACUGCAUUCCAAACAGAAAUCCUAUGCCCUUUCCAAUUAAUGUUGAGGGUGGAGAAGGAAUGUAGGGGUAGUCCUUCUAAAGGAGAAAUGAAGAUUAGUGCCUUAAAAGACUAGAAAGCAGUAGGCUGCAAAAGCAUCCCACCUAUCUCAAAGAUAAUAAAACUCUUUCCUAAGUACUAGCUUUAUAUAGGAGAAUGGAAUACAUGUGACUUGAGCAUUCCAGUUUAAAAACUUCUCACACUAAGUAACUGUCCCUUAUUGACCUUGUUUGAGGGUGAAGGAGCAUGGUACAGUAAUGUUCAGCUACAGACAGAAGCUUUUAAGUUGCCUUUUGUUCUGGCCUACAAAGACCAACCAUAAAACUAGUGAUAAAAUACAGUUCACUCCCUGUAUAAAAAGGCAACAAUGUACAUUUAUACUUGAAAUACUGGUGUUUGGGAAAUCCUGAGGUUUUUCUUAUUCAAAUGGUUCUUAAACUUGUUGCAAUUAAUUUCAUGGUUGGGUGGUGGUUUUCUUUUUUACCCUCCUGUAUGUCUGCUUGCUGAAGGAGCAGUUAAGGGUAGUUCAGAGGAUCUGCCAAUUUGAUCCUAGUCAGGAUUGCUGUAGUUUCUUUCUCCCUCCCCUCUUCAUGGCAUCAGGUUUAUGUCACCCUGCAGUGAACUGGUUAAGGAAAUCUAUUUGGCUAAAUAGUAUUUUU
Molecule: messenger RNA, 1961 nt
Organism: Haliaeetus leucocephalus (bald eagle)
Lineage: Eukaryota; Metazoa; Chordata; Aves; Accipitriformes; Accipitridae
Gene: CD164
Product: CD164 molecule, sialomucin
Exons: 6
Coding region: 35-700 (221 amino acids)
Cellular component (GO): lysosome; endosome
Source: RefSeq, a predicted model, not a curated record